Molecule: messenger RNA, 3757 nt
Organism: Scatophagus argus
Lineage: Eukaryota; Metazoa; Chordata; Actinopteri; Scatophagidae
Gene: zfand4
Product: zinc finger, AN1-type domain 4
Exons: 10
Coding region: 617-2797 (726 amino acids)
Molecular function (GO): zinc ion binding; protein binding
Source: RefSeq, a predicted model, not a curated record
CAGGAGGCCUGAGAGAGAAAGCGUGUUUUCCCUUUUUGACUGUCUGGGACUCAAACCAGAAGGAUGUGAGGAGGGUGUUGUCCCGCCCACUUCACCAUCAGUAAUACCAAUUGGUUUCUUUGUCCGCCAGUCACCUGAAGUCACAAGUCACAAAGGUGUUGUUCGAACGUCGUUGACAGGUAUGAUAAUGUCGCCAACAAGGGGACCAUGGCGACCGACAGCGGGCGACAGUUUCGUUUGUUCCGUGUGUAAAUUUUAGGGUUAAACGUGAUGAAAGGCUGCUUGGUUUUGAGCAUAACGUCACCCUCGAUAGCAAGCUACAUCGGACGGGACAAGACUGAAGCCAAUGAAUGUAGCCUAGCAGCCUGCUAGCCCUACGGAGAAAGGUGGCCAUUGUUUGAGUUGUUGGCUAACAUGGCAACGAAAGCUAAUGUUAGCAGCUUUGGCUAGACGGGCUUCGCUGCAGUAUUACUGCAGGGGAUACAGCUGUGGUCAUCCUGCAUGAUGUGUGACGGUCGUGAAGCCAGUGAGAAGUGCCUGUCCCUCUCUCCCUCAUCUUGGGCCAGCCCCCCAUUUUAACCAUCUCUCCCUGAAGUCUCUCUUACCACCUGCCCAGAUGACUGACAGGAAGGAACCGCCCUUCUUUAAUGACGACAGUGUGGGAGCCUUUCACUAUAAGCUCCCUUUUUAUGACACUAUGGAGCUCUUCAUAGAGACCCUGACAGGGACUUGUUUUGAGUUGCGUGUGUUGCCCUUUGAGGCUGUCAUUUCAGUCAAGGCAAAGAUCCAGAGGCUGGAAGGUAUCCCCGUUGCCCAGCAACACCUUAUCUGGAACAAUCUGGAGCUGGAUGAUGAACAUUGUCUGCAUGACUACGGCAUUGCAGAGGGCUGCACUUUGAAGCUGGUCCUAGCGAUGAGAGGAGGCCCUAUUAACACCAGAAAAGUAACCAUGGAGGAUCCUAUCAAAGAGGUGGCUGACCUGAUGGAGAGCACCAAGGAGGAGGGAUGGGAGAAAAGCCUUUCCAACAAGCAGGUCACAUUUGUGGUCUAUCGUGAGGGGGACCAGCUAAACUUCUUCAGGGUGGUUGACAGGGGAGAUGGCACCCUGACCCCGCUGUCUGAAUCUAUGAGUGGUGGUUCGGUGUAUAAUGUGUGUGCAGAGGAGGAGGAGGAUGGAGAGAGUUGUGCAGCUGCACAGCAGAGCCUUGAGAACUCCAUCACCAUGAACAAAAUGAAGCUACUCAAAGCCAAGAUGGAGGACAUGAACCUCAACAAGAAGCCGAAGAAGUCUGCAAAGAUAAAACCACGGCCCCCCUUCAGCCCACAUCCCUUCGGUGGCUCUGUAGGACCUUCCAGCACACGACACCAUCAUCGCCUGUAUCGUUCUCUCCCACACAUCAACCAGCCUCAGCAGUCAAAUGCACAACUACCUCCAAUCCCAGACCAUAAACCCAUAGAUGCCACCUUGCCCCCCACUGCUGCAGCGACUGCCCACUUGUCCAUCCCUAGACGACCCCCUCCCUCGUUCUCCUCACCCUCUUGUUAUAUGCUUCAAGAGGAGGAGUCAUGGGAGACAUGCCCGCCAUUUGCAAAGAUCCGACCCCCUCCAAAAGUGUCCCGCUUAGACAUUGGCAGCACCAGGUUGAUGAGGGACUGUGUGUACCCCCAACUCCCUCCACUGUGUAUCAGGGGUCCUCCUGAAGCCACCUUCGACCCAGCUGAUCCUGCAGCGGAGGCAGUCGGGCUUGGUUUAUUAGAGGAAGCUGCUGGGCUGGUGGUGCCAUCACAGCCUGGAGCUCCAUUUGGGGAACUGUCAGAUCCUCUGAGUCUGGACGUGUCCACCCAGCCAGAGGGAGGUCUUCAGUCCCUUGAGGUUGGGGCUCAGCACCAGAUGCCGCUCUCCCCUUCCCCACUCAGCACCUGGACACUUGGGACAAGUGACACUCUCACAAGCAGAGCUGAUAGAACUCUGCUUGGCACAUCAUUUCAUAUCACCCCGCCCUCUCCAUUACCCGCGUCCGCCUCACCAUCCACUUCUACCAGCUGUUUACAGCCCAACCUCCAAGCACAAUUCUCUGCACAAGUGAAGCCAGGCAACACAUCCCCUCACCCCUCAACCACCUCAACAACUCAUCCACCCCGCUUUCGUGGUGUUAAAGUGGAGUCACCUGGCAAGAGGCCAGAGCUUAUCUCCAAGAGGGAAGCAAGAAGCAUCACUAAGAUGGCCAACCAGGCCUGUAAAGAGCCCCUGGGAUCCCUGAACAACUCUGAACUCUUGGCUUCUCUUUCUGCAAGGGCUCCAGACAGCAGCAACAACAAGGAUAGCUUUGAAGAGAGUCUGGGACUUCCACUGGCGUUGCCUCCUGCCACAGCUUCAGGGCAGGGCAGACUUGGCUCCAGGCUGCCAUCCAUCCCAACUAGCAGGCUCCUUCAGGAUGAUGCUAUAAGACAAAUGUCACCAUUGCACCGUGCAGCAGCCUCUUCCAUGGCCACCAACAAUCUUGCAUCAGCUGGGGGAGUCAUGGCCUCAUUUGAGAGAAUAGGCACUCCAACAUACCACCUACCUCCAGUCAAGGCUCCCGCAGGAAACAAGAAAAAGAGCUCAAAGCACUGCUUCCUCUGUGGCAAGAAGACUGGCCUGGCCACCAGCUAUGAGUGCAGGUGUGGUCACAACUUCUGCGCCACCCACCGCUAUGCUGAGACGCAUGACUGCACCUACGACUACAAGAGUGCCGGUCGGCGAUUUCUGCAGGAGACCAACCCUCUUAUCAGUGCUCCCAAACUGCCUAAGAUCUAGACCCUAUAACCCUCACCUCUAAUAAGGGAUGACCUGAAGAACUACAGAUUAUAGCGACUGGACGGUAGAGAUUCUACAAAGUCAUUUCUAGCAGAAAGAAAGAACUUUAUCACCACUGUGUGCUUUUUUUUUCCUCAGCCAGGUUUGCUUAAAAUUUAUAUAAAAUCUGUAAAGCCAAUUGUGAACAAAAUGAGAGUAGUAUGAAAUGGCACAGGACUACUUAUCACCUCUUGACAAUGUGAAGAUGUUUUUCCUUCUUAUGUUACCUUGUUCCUUUUCCAUUGGUAAAGAAAGAAAACAAACAAAAAAAAAACCUGUGCAUGUAUGUAGGUAGCUUUGGCUAAAUUUAUGUGCUGCACGUUCACACAUAUCUAUUUUUAGUUUUGUGAGCAUUUAUUUUUUAAAUAGGACCGCUGAUGACUUUUCAUUCGACAAGUCUUUGACAGAUGCACUUUAGAACUAUCAUAUUUAUACAUUUGACUUUCCUUACUGUGGGGGAGGGGGGAUACUUAACUUUCUGUGUUUGUCUUAUGAAGUGUUUAUGUUGUCAUCCAGAUUUUUAUAUACUGCACCUCUAAACGGCUUUCUUACAUGGGCACAUACAUACUCACAUCACUAAUGAGAUAUUUCUUGAAAGAGAACAGCACACCCACCUAUUGACGAAAUGCUUCAUAUUUAUUAAUGAAUAUUACUUAUUUAAAUUCAAGGUUGGUUUUGAAAUAGCAAGUAUGCAGUGUGUGUUGGUGUGAAUGUCAUUUGUAAUGUGUAAUUCUAUCAAGUGAAGUGUAUUAGGAUUGGACGAUGUGGUUAUGGUAUUUAUGAUGUGUCUGUAAGUAAGGUGGUUGCCAUAAAAAAAUCUUUUGUAAGUCUUUUUUUAUUGCUCAGCUGUUGCAAAAAAAAACUUAAAAUCCUGUUAUUAUAUCUACAGGGGUUUGAUCUAAUAAAGUUUCUUUCCUUACA